AUGAAAAAGCUAAACUUCUCUUUUAAUUCACCUUUGCCUACCAGUCUAAAAGGUAGCGAAUGCAAAAAAGCAACCAAGAUUUUGAAUUCUUUUAUUGAUCCUGGACAAGGAUUAGAUAUCAUCAUUCCUCCUUCAAUUCUCGACAAAGCACAAGGAUUAGCUAUCUUUACAGUGCUAAAAGCAGGUUUCUUAUUCUCAGGUAGAGCAGGCAGUGGUUUGGUAAUUGCAAGGUUACCUGAUGGAUCUUGGUCGGCACCUUCGGCUAUUGUUAUCGGUGGUAUGGGUGCUGGCGGGCAGAUUGGUGCCGAAUUGACUGAUUUUGUGCUGGUGCUAAACACAAAAGAAGCUGUCAAGACCUUUAGCCAUUUCGGAAAUGUUACACUAGGUGGAAACAUAUCAGUUGCUGCUGGCCCUAUAGGUCGUAAUGCAGAGGCUUCUGGUUCAGCUACAUUUAAGCAUAUCUCGGCUGUUUAUUCAUACAACAAAACUCGUGGAUUAUUUGCUGGUGUAUCAUUAGAAGGAUCUGUCAUUAUCACUCGAAACGAUGCAAAUGAAAAACUAUACGGAGAACGAGUCUCUGCAAAAGAAUUAUUGAAUGGCACUGUGCCUCCUCCUCGAGAAGCAGAUGCUCUUUACCGUGCACUUAAUGCCAAAUUUCAUACACUCGGUGCAAACACCAACAUGUAUCAGCGCACUAUUGAAAAAGAAGGUAGCACAGCACAAUUUAAAAGCACAAAAAUGUCUGCACCUGGUACUUUACGUCUUCCACCUGUAAGACAGCAAGCUCCAGUAAAUGGAUAUGGUAGCCUAGCUCAAUUCAGUCAGCCUCCUUCUAUUAAUCCAUCAUUUCAAGCACCACCAACGCCUCAGCCUCAGACUAUUCAAAACAUUACUAACAUGCCUUCGCCUCUAUACCAAGAACAACAAGACGUAAAACGCCCUAUUCCUCCUCUUCCUCCGACUCGAAAACUCAUUCGAGCAAGGGCAUUGUAUGACUUUGUUGGUCAAGAAGCUGGAGAUUUAAGCUUCAAAGCAGGAGAUAUCAUCCAAGUGACAGAAUCAACUCAAAGUCAGCAUGAUUGGUGGUCAGGAAACUUAAAUGGAAAAUCUGGAGCAUUUCCUGCCAAUUAUGUCGAACUCUGUUAGAUAUAGAACGAUUUAUUCUGUUUCAAUGAUACUCGAGAAUCCACAAAAGGUAUUUUAUAUACGGUAAAAAAAGAAAUGAUCAACUACUUUCUUUUUUCAACAUGAUGAUCAUUCUUUUUUUUUUUUUUU
Molecule: messenger RNA, 1275 nt
Organism: Gilbertella persicaria
Lineage: Eukaryota; Fungi; Mucoromycota; Mucoromycetes; Mucorales; Choanephoraceae
Exons: 8
Coding region: 1-1146 (381 amino acids)
Molecular function (GO): phosphatidylinositol binding; protein binding
Source: RefSeq, a predicted model, not a curated record